AUGCGCGCCUUCGUCCUUUCGCUGCUGUUCGGCAGCCUCGUCUACGCCCAGCAGAAGAAGUCCCAGGCCGACCGUGAUCUGCAAAUCGAGAUGUUGAAGGAUCCGGAGCUGUUCCCAUUCCCCGAUGUGGUCAACCAGCGUUAUGCCAUGGCCUUCGACGUCCAAGCGAUCGAGCACAUCCUGACGGCGGAGCCCUUCUCCGAGAUGGUCUCCCAGCACAAACCGUCACCUAAUGUGGCCGACGACGAGGCGUACAAGAAGAUGGUGAAGGAGGCCGUCGAGCACACCUUCGACCGGCUGCUCACCCAGUACACCAAGUUCAAGCUGAACACAGACGCACCCCAACCCCCGGUCCGCCGCAAGCGCGCUAAGGAUGGCCCGACGCCUGAUGAGAUUGCUUACUUCAAGAGCAAGGCUUUUGAAGAGCUCUUUGUGAAGGAGACGUCGAAGUACCUGGAGAAGGAGCUGGCCGCGCUCGACACGCCCGAGAACCGCGUCAAGCGUUUCCUGGAGUCGUACAAGCCAAGCCACAUUCGCGCCAAGCGACUGGCUGCAGCCCAGGACGAAGAGGAUCAGCGAAACCCUGAGGAGGAUCGCGAGAAUAUCCUCGUUCGCCAGUUGAGGAACAUCAUUGGUGACGCUUUCGUCGACAAGAUGCGCACCGAGUUGGGGCAGGCCAAGGAGCACUACGAGCGCGAUGGGCUCAAGGGCGUCCUUGACUUUGCCGUCGUGCGCCCGCUGAACCGUGAAGCUAAGGUCGUCUCCACGGAUCUGCGCAAGAUCCGCGACGCCUAUUCUCAGCAUGGCAUCAAGGCCGCCGUGAAGAUGGCGGGCGGCGCCGACUGCGGCCCCGGCACCGACUGUGGCCCGGUGAUCGAGGAGGCCGAGGCCAUCGUCAAGGAG
This is a messenger RNA of Mesorhabditis spiculigera, 903 nucleotides long. The record is from the annotation of a GenBank genome assembly. Lineage: Eukaryota; Metazoa; Nematoda; Chromadorea; Rhabditida; Rhabditidae.